Molecule: messenger RNA, 882 nt
Organism: Penicillium canariense
Lineage: Eukaryota; Fungi; Ascomycota; Eurotiomycetes; Eurotiales; Aspergillaceae
Product: spermidine synthase
Exons: 3
Coding region: 1-882 (293 amino acids)
Biological process (GO): spermidine biosynthetic process
Cellular component (GO): cytosol
Molecular function (GO): spermidine synthase activity
Source: RefSeq, a predicted model, not a curated record
AUGAGCGAGAUCACUCACCCCACUAUCAAGGAUGGCUGGUUCUCCGAGCAGUCCGGCAUGUGGCCCGGCCAGGCCAUGAACCUCAAGGUUAACCAGGUUCUGCACCACGAGAAGUCCAAGUACCAGGACGUUCUCGUCUUCGAGAGCAGCGACUAUGGCACCGUCCUGGUCCUGGACAACGUCAUCCAGUGCACUGAGCGUGACGAGUUCUCCUACCAGGAGAUGAUCACCCACCUCGCCAUGAACUCGCACCCCAACCCCAAGAAGGUCCUGGUCAUCGGCGGCGGUGACGGCGGUGUCCUGCGCGAGGUCGUCAAGCACGAGUGCGUCGAGGAGGCCAUCCUCUGCGACAUCGACGAGGCCGUUAUCCGUGUCUCCAAGAAGUACCUGCCCGGCAUGAGCAUUGGCUUCAAGCACCCCAAGUCCAAGGAGUACGUCGGCGACGGCUUCGAGUUCCUGAAGGACCACAAGAACGAGUUUGAUGUUAUCAUCACCGACUCCUCCGACCCUGAGGGUCCCGCCGAGUCCCUCUUCCAGAAGCCCUACUUCGAGCUUCUGAACGAUGCCCUCCGCGAGGGCGGCGUCAUCACUACCCAAGGUUCCGAGAACCAGUGGCUCCACCUCUCCCUGAUCGCCGACCUGAAGAAGUCCUGCAACGAGGUCUUCCCCGUCGCCGAGUAUGCCUACACCACCAUCCCCACCUACCCCUCCGGCCAGAUCGGCUUCAUGGUCUGCUGCAAGGACGCCACCCGCAACGUGCGCGAGCCCGUCCGCUCCUGGACCCGCGAGGAGGAGGAGAAGCACUGCCGCUACUACAACCAGGACAUCCACCGCGCCAGCUUCGUGCUGCCCAACUUUGCCCGCAAGGCGCUCGGUGCGUAA